Cuscuta campestris is the source of this 3442-nucleotide messenger RNA. Lineage: Eukaryota; Viridiplantae; Streptophyta; Magnoliopsida; Solanales; Convolvulaceae. The record is from the annotation of a GenBank genome assembly.
UUGCUCACGUUUGAUUACUGUACUUCUGUGUAGAUAUAAAUACGUGAGGAUGUAGAAAGGACUGAGGAUGGAAGCAACGGAGAUCUUGCAGUUGAUUUUUAUCAUAAAUACGAAGAAGACAUCAAGAGGAUGAGGAGUGAACUUGGAAUGAAUGCCUUCAGAUUCUCCAUUGCAUGGUCAAGAGUAAUCCCUAGUGGAAGGGUUAGCGAAGGCGUGAACGAGGAAGGUAUAGAAUUUUACAACAAGGUCAUCAAUGAAGUUAUACACAACGGGUUGGAGCCAUUUGUGACUAUAUUUCACUAUGAUGUUCCUCAAGCCCUUGAAGACAAGUACGGUGGCUUCUUGAGCGAAAGGAUUGUGUCUGACUACAAGGAUUUUGCGGAACUUUGCUUUCAACGAUUUGGAGACAGGGUGAAGCAUUGGAUCACAUUCAACGAGCCAUAUCAAUUUAGUAUGGGUGGGUGGGAAAUGGGUUCGUCCGCACCUGGGAGAUGCUCUUCUUGGGUGAACCGGGCAUGCCAAGCCGGUGACUCAUCCACAGAACCUUAUAUCAUUGCCCACAAUCUCCUCCUCGCCCACGCCCAUGCUGUCAAUCUGUUCAAGACUAAGUAUCAAGACUUGGAUUCCACACCCAAGGGAGAAAUUGGGAUAACAAUGGAUGUGACGUGGAGUGAACCUCUUUCAGAUAGAUACGACGACAUUGAAGCAGCUCUUAGGAACCUUGAUUUCACUUAUGGCUGGUUUAUGGAUCCUAUGACGUAUGGUCAGUAUCCACGUAGAAUGACGGCGUUUGUCGAUGAACGGUUGCCUAAAUUUACCUGGGACCAAACUCAGAUGCUGAAGAGCUCAUAUGAUUUUGUUGGCAUUAACUAUUACACUUCAACUUAUGUCGCUGCCAAUUUUACCCCUGACCCCAAUCCAAAUCAUAUUAAAGUUUCAACCGAUAGACGUGUUACUUUAACACCAUAUAAGAACGGUAUACCCAUUGGUGAACAGGCUACUCCAACUUGGUUGCAUGUGUACCCAAAAGGAAUCUUUGAAAUUCUGAAAUAUACCAAAGAUACCUACAAAAAUCCGUUAAUCUAUAUCACCGAAAAUGGAGUCGGUGAUCCCAUAGAUCUCUCUCCGCAGGAUGCAACUAAGGACACAUGGAGGAUAAACUAUCACAUGAAGCAUCUUUUCUAUGUUCGUCAAGCCAUUUGUAAAGAGAACGUGAGUGUGAAAGGCUAUUUUGCUUGGUCAUAUAUAGACAACCUGGAAUGGCAAAGCGGAUAUACCGUGAGAAUGGGUUUAUACAACAUUGAUCGCAGCACGAAAGAACUGACAAGAACUCCAAAGUGGUCAGUUAAGUGGUUCCAUAAUUUUCUGAAUAAAACUGACAGCUCAACGACAAGUGGAGGAGGAGGAGGAGAUCAUGGUGGUGGAAGUAUUCCCGAUGUGUGCAAAAGAUUAAUACUAGUACGACCUGAAACUGAGCAGCAACAACCUUGCGCUAUCGGAGCUAUAGCUUAUUCCGAGGACCACGCAUCCAAGGAGGGAUCAAGCAUUGACUCACAAGUUAGAGAUGGAGUGGAUAUCGGACCUGCAGCAAUAAACAAAGAUGACGGGAGGUUCAACGUUGUGGACAAAAAUGAAGGUCCUCUUGCAGAAGAUGUUGCUAAUGUCGACAAGCCAGAUUCUACUUUUCAGGAAUUUUCUACCUCAGCUGGUGUGGUCAUUGCAGAAUAUGAAAUUCCAAAAAGUGUUGACAAAGUGACAGAUGCAGAUGGUAAACAAGCACACUCACCUAUGUUGAUUGACACCAUCAAGUUGUUUGAGCUUGUCGAUGUGGUCAAGACGGAGCACCUGGUUUCACCGAGAGCAACUACAUAUGUUCUGCGCCCCGUCUCAUCUUUCCAUCACUUUGCUCCAAGAUCCAAGAUGGUUGAAGAUUCAAAGAGUGGACUACUCCUUUGGUCGUCAAGCAUAAUAUUGGUGGUGCAUGGCUCGUCGUCCACAGCUGAAUCCUCGUCAAAUAAUGUGAUCCCCGCCGCCGGCGCCGCCGCCGCCGACCCAUACCCGUUUUCACCUGUAGCCAUUGACCGUCUUCAUUUUCCGGCUAAUUUCUUUUUUGGAACGGCCACGGCGGCUUAUCAAGUCGAAGGAGCUCACAAUAGAAGCGGUAAAGGACCCAGUAUUUGGGACACAUUUUCUCAUGAGCAUCCAGAAAGGAUUACGGAUGGAAGCAAUGGAGAUGUUGCAGUUGAUUUUUAUGAUAAGUAUAAAGAAGACAUCAAGAGAAUGAGCAGUGAACUUGGAAUGAAUGCCUUCAGAUUCUCCAUUUCAUGGCCAAGAGUGAUCCCUAGUGGAAGGGUUAGCGAAGGAGUGAACGAAGAAGGCAUCGCAUUUUACAACAGUGUCAUCAAUGAUGCUAUAGCCAACGGAUUGGAACCAUUUGUGACAAUAUUCCAUUGGGAUGUUCCUCAAGCCUUAGAAGACAAGUACGGUGGCUUUUUGAGCCAAAGAAUUGUGUCUGACUACAAGGAUUUCGCGGAACUUUGCUUUCAACGAUUUGGGGACAGGGUGAAGCACUGGAUCACAUUCAAUGAGCCAUAUGAAUUUAGCAUGGGCGGGUGGGAAUCGGGAUCGUCCGCCCCAGGGAGAUGUUCUUCAUGGGUGAACCGGGCAUGCCAAGCCGGUGACUCAUCCACAGAACCUUAUAUCAUUGCCCACAAUCUCCUCCUUGCCCACGCUCACGCUGUCAACUUAUUCAAGACCAAGUAUCAAGACUUAGAUUCCACACCCAAGGGCAAGAUUGGGAUAACACUGGAUGUGACAUGGAGUAUACCUCUUUCUGAUAGCCACGAAGACAUUGAAGCAGCUCAUAGGAACCUUGAUUUCACUUUUGGCUGGUUUUUGGAUCCUAUAGUAUAUGGUCAUUAUCCAAAGACAAUGAGGACGUUAGUCCCUAAACGGUUGCCUGAAUUUACAUGGGACCAGAAACAGAUGUUGAAGAACUCAUAUGAUUUUGUUGGCAUUAACUCUUACACUUCAACUUAUGUCUCUGCCAAUUUUACCCCCGACCCUAAUCCAAACCAUAUUAGAGUUUCAACUGAUAAGCGUGUUACUUUAUCAGGUAAGUGCCUUACCUUAUGCAUAAUCCUUGUUUUUUAACCAUAGAAAGAAUGUCUGGUUUAUAAUGUAAUGUCUUUAAUUAUUUCCAAUCAAUUAUUUGCAGACUAUAAGAAUGGUAAACCCAUUGGUGAACAGGUAUGCUUGUCUCAAAUUUACAAAUUAAAAAAAUGAUAAUUAAGAGUACUGAGUAGAGUAUUAUUAUGUGGACUUACAUGAUUUGCAGGCUUCUCCAAGUUGGUUGUAUGUGUACCCGGAAGGAAUUCUUGAUGUUCUCAAAUAUACCAAAGACACCUACAAAAACCCGAUAAUCUAUAUCACUGAAAAUGGU